Schizophyllum commune H4-8 is the source of this 396-nucleotide messenger RNA. RefSeq lists its product as uncharacterized. The transcript is spliced from 4 exons. The record is from RefSeq and is a predicted model, not a curated record. The annotation marks the transcript as partial. Lineage: Eukaryota; Fungi; Basidiomycota; Agaricomycetes; Agaricales; Schizophyllaceae.
CGUAGCUACGCCGAUUUCCAGAUCUCGGACGGUGUGGCCGGCGAUGCUGAGGCGGAGGCGAACGCUGUCUUCGUCGACCCCUUCGACGGUGUUGACCUUGCCACGGACAACAUCCAGACCAUGCGCGAGGCUGCUGAGGACGCCGAGACUGAGAAGUUCAACUCUGCGAUCGAGGCCGCUUCGGGCGAUGCUGCGGAUGCUCUCCAGGUCGGCAAGAUCAAGAACAAGGUCCUCAAGCUCACCGGUGAGGUCCAGGCUUUGAAGAUCAAGAUCGCGCAGGCCGGCGGCGACUCCGCCGACCUCGAGAGCAAGCUCGCCGAGGAGCAGAAGAAGCUCGACACGAACAUCGCGACGGAUAAGAAGUCGGCAGGUGCUACUUCGCAAUCAGUGGUUUAG